CUCCCCAUCAGGUCCGUGUCCACGGUCCACACCACCAUCUCUCUCCACAUCCUGCCAUCCCCUCAGCCUCGCUGCUAUAAAGUCUGCACCCACAGCCGGCGGCGGCGCAGGAGCCUGGUGGCGUCUACGCUUCCUGAGCUGCUGGAGCAGGCAGCGAGGGUCUUCAUGCUGUCUUGCUGUAACCUCCUGACUCUGGUCCUGGAGGAGGACGGCACUGUGGUGGACUCUGAGGAGUUCUUCCAGUCGCUGCCCUGUAGCACUACGCUGAUGGUUCUGGAUAAAGGGGAGAUGUGGAGCCAAAGUAAGGUGAGACUCUUCAGCUAGAAACAGCAGACAGACCAAUGAAGGCUGAUUUAACUGGAA
Molecule: messenger RNA, 363 nt
Organism: Cyprinodon variegatus (sheepshead minnow)
Lineage: Eukaryota; Metazoa; Chordata; Actinopteri; Cyprinodontiformes; Cyprinodontidae
Product: cell death activator CIDE-B-like
Exons: 2
Biological process (GO): apoptotic process; regulation of apoptotic process
Source: RefSeq, a predicted model, not a curated record